AUGCAAGUGCAUUGGUUGCCUUACCCCAGGGCCGGCCCUGUUCAACAGUAUAGAUCAAUAAAGGAGAUCAUGGCAACGAAAGACGCUAAGAAGGCGUUGUUGGCUACACUUACAGUGAGUGCUGAGAUGUCAUCGACCCAACCUUUGUCGGGAUCAAUGAUACCCGAAAUAGAGAAGGAGCCAAUUAUUCCUCUACUAGGAACACCAUACUUCCAAGUUAGCAUAACUCAACGUAACCUCGAACCGUUUUAUUCAUUGGAUGUUCCUGAGAAAAUGGGUCCAUAUCUUCCCAAUGACAAUGUGUACGUGAUUUUAGAGUGUUUGGGAAAUAAGUGGAAAAUAUACUACAACGGAAGAAAUCAGGCGACGACAAGAUUCAUUGGUUUGAAGAUAUUUGCCAUCUACAAUAAUUUAAAAUUGGGAGAUGUGUGCUUGUUCGAGCUUAUGGAUACGAGUAACGAGUCAUCUAUAAUGUUUAGAGUACAGAUUCUCAAAGAAGCUCUUCCGGAGGUUUCGUGA
Messenger RNA from Impatiens glandulifera, 519 nucleotides. Its product is annotated as B3 domain-containing protein Os04g0386900-like. Bases 1 to 519 code for a protein of 172 amino acids. The record is from RefSeq and is a predicted model, not a curated record. The transcript has 2 exons. Lineage: Eukaryota; Viridiplantae; Streptophyta; Magnoliopsida; Ericales; Balsaminaceae. Gene Ontology annotation, molecular function: DNA binding.